UACCCAAUAUGCUAAUUUUUAAAAUACCCAAAGAAUUGAGCAAAAAGGACUUUGGCAAGGUGGGUUGUUGGAUUUAAAACCGUUCUCCCAUUAAUGCCAAAGCCAGCAGAGAUACCAACUAUAGCUCCAUGGUCAGAAGGUACCAGCAGCUUUGCUUUUACUGAAAUUUCAACUGGAGAAAGGUCCACAGCACAAUGAGGCUUUUCACAGGCAUUGUUUUCUGCUCCUUGGUCAUGGGAGUCACCAGUGAAAACUGGUUUUCGUUUUUCAAGGAGGCUCUCCAAGGGGCUGGGGACUUGGGCACAGCCUAUUGGAAUGUGUUGACAUCCAGUCACCAGAAUUCAAACAGAUAUUUCUAUGCUCAGGGAAACUAUGAUGCUGCCGAAAGAGGACCUGGGGGUGUCUGGGCUGCUAAACUGAUCAGCAGUACCAGGGUCUAUCUUCAGGGACUUUUAGACUAUUAUUUAUUUGGAAACAGCAGCACUGUAUUGGAGGACUCGAAGUCCAUUGAGAAAGCUGAGGAAUGGGGCCGGAGUGGCAAAGACCCUGAUCGCUUCAGACCUGAUGGCAUGCCUAAGAACGACUGAGCUUCCUGCUCCUCUGCUCUCCGGCGACUGGGCUAUGAGCCACACACUUCUCCCCCCAGACAGGGACACAGGUUCACUGAGCUUGGUGUCCCCAGGAACUGGUAUAGGGCACCUAGAGGUGUUCAAUAAAUGUUUGUCAAAUUGAA
This is a messenger RNA of Mandrillus leucophaeus (drill), 733 nucleotides long. RefSeq names its product serum amyloid A-4 protein. The record is from RefSeq and is a predicted model, not a curated record. Lineage: Eukaryota; Metazoa; Chordata; Mammalia; Primates; Cercopithecidae. Gene Ontology annotation, cellular component: extracellular region. Bases 195 to 587 code for a protein of 130 amino acids. The transcript is spliced from 4 exons.